Molecule: messenger RNA, 348 nt
Organism: Fraxinus pennsylvanica
Lineage: Eukaryota; Viridiplantae; Streptophyta; Magnoliopsida; Lamiales; Oleaceae
Source: the annotation of a GenBank genome assembly
AUGAGAAUCGAUGGAGGUUACGAAGUUAUAAAGAAGGCCAUUGACAAUCUUAGAUUAAGGCAUGAUGAAUACAUUGCCGCUAACGGAGAAGGCAGUGAGAGUCCUCUCACGAGAAAGCAUGAAACUGCCAAUAUGAAAACAUUCAAAUGGGGCGUGGUGGAUCGCAGAGCCUCUAUUAUGGUUGGCAUGGAGAUAGAGAGGGAUGACGAUCAGUUUUCUUCAGUUCAAUGGAAACUCCCUGCUCAAGUUGCGAGCACUUUAGUAUAUUUUUUUGGGAGGAAUUCUGAGGUAAAGUACCAGAUUAUAUUUUCUUAUGAUCCCCACCCCCAUUUAUGGACAAACUCAUAG